This is a messenger RNA of Quercus lobata, 872 nucleotides long. RefSeq names its product serine/threonine-protein phosphatase 7 long form homolog. Lineage: Eukaryota; Viridiplantae; Streptophyta; Magnoliopsida; Fagales; Fagaceae. The record is from RefSeq and is a predicted model, not a curated record. Bases 303 to 872 code for a protein of 189 amino acids. Gene Ontology annotation, biological process: meristem development; meristem maintenance. The transcript has 2 exons.
CAAGUGGGAAAUGUGGAUCCUGGACCGACGGUUGGUACACAGUUGACGCGGCAGCCGGUUCAUCGAUCCACGCUGCUUUGGGAGACGCCAGCCGGUCAGUGCCAAGCGUGUUAAACUGCAGACGCCGAAGUUGCAAGUUACCCGAGCAUGGGCUUGACCCACGGAUUGCUCGGUACAUAAAUGAGGCGGGUUUUGAAGGGUUAUUCAAGGUUCCAAACUUGGAAGUGGAUCAUGCGUUGAUCACAGCACUAGUUGAGCGUUGGCGUCCGGAGACGCACACAUUCCACCUACCGCAUGGAGAGAUGAGCAUCACCUUACAAGAUAUUGAGGUGAUGCUAGGGGUUCCUGUUGAUGGGUUGCCAAUUACUGGGGCUGUGAAGAUGGAGUGGCCUACGUUGUGUCUUGAGUUAUUGGGUCAUCGUCCACCAGACCCGAUACCGCAUCCCCAUGAGAACACCUUUAUCCUUGCUGGGGCGAGGCUCAGAUUCACGUGGCUGGAUGCACUAUUUAGUGGUCCCCUAGCUGCGGAUGCUACUGAUGAGGUAGUGCAGCAACAUGCGCGCUAUCACAUACUCGAUCGGUUGGGGACGAUUUUGUUUAUGGAUAAGUCGGCAGACCGGGUGUCGGUGCUGCCUCUACAGUUCCUAAACCCAAUCAGCAACGCGAAGAGGUACAGUUGGGGUAGUGGGGCAUUAGCCUGGUUGUACAGGCACUUAUGCAAGGCAUCGGAGUCGAAGGCGAAGCAGAUUGGAGGAGCAGUGAUGUUGGUGCAGCUGUGGGCGUAUUCGAGGUUCCCACUGAUAUGCCCUGUUAUGAGGUUGCCACUACCGCCAGUGGAGGCAGGUCCCCUUGCCAAUCGGUAUGUUAUUUGA